AUGGCGACAUCAAUCAACGUGGCAGGCCCUCCCGGUGAGGCAUCGUCCCGCGCAGUCAGGAUAUUCCAAAAACAGGUAUCCGGCGAGUGGACACGAAAGAGAGUGCCGAAUGGGUUACGCGCCGCACUCGACUCUCGGACACAGACUGAGACAGCCAAGAUCUUCCGGCGGGCAGGAAUGCUUGCCUUUCUUGCCUACCAUCUUGCACACACGCGACGCUCUGGCAAGUCGACACUUUUGAAGUUUGUGCAACUCCCCGAGGCCACACGAAAGGAGGUUGCACAGCUAUUUCCAAGUAUGCCUUCCGAGCUCCUUCUUACUGGGCAAGCAGAUCCCACAGAAUCAAGACCACCAACAACAGCCAAUCAGCCUGAGGAUCAAGACGACUCACGCCCGUCUCUACCUCAAGAUAUGAACCUGACAGCCACUGAAACCCCACAGCGUGACGAGUCGGCUCUGGGCUCUGAUGUUGACCAAAUUCUGGCCACGCUCGACGCCUCCCAUACAGGCACCCAGCCCAGCUUGAGCCUACCGCAGCCACUCUCAGCAACGCUCGAUGUCUCUCAUCACGAUGUCCCGGCCUUGGACUCGCAGGACAAACGUGAUGAGGCUCGUGACAUGAUCAACGCCCAUCGGGAUUCAUUCCCCUCAAGUCUUCACCAAACCGGACCGACAACGAACGAUUCCUCGCAGCAUCGCGCCAGCAUUUUCCCGGAUCCUCAGCAACGUCUCUCGCUUGCCCUUCCCCAGAAGAUUCCGGGCCUGUUUCCCGAGUAUAUGGCUGGCGCCAUAAUCAGAGAUUACAUUCAGACAGGCGAGGACUGCAUUUGCAGAGCUGCAGUCGAGGUUAUGUUCCCUCAGGACGGGCGUCUCGACUGCAUCAUGAGUCUCGAUGUCAAGGAAAACAAGGUCGAGUAUAUUGCACGCACGCUAUUUGACGUGCAGCUGGAGGCUGGCUCAGGAGGGAGGCGACAGAUUCUCCUGCCAAGAGGGGUGAGGUUAACGCUCAGCUCUGAAAUCACACUAUCAGGAGCUCAAGAUGAGGCCGUCAGAAAGUUAUUUGGUCCCGAGAUAUACGCGGGAAUCGUUGACAGUAGUAUUUACCACGGUGAACAACAAGAAGGGGCCUCCUCGACCGGAUGCAUUACCAUGGUCAUCCCGUGGAGAACUAACGGCCGGGCUACCAUAAACGUAGUGCUGGGGGUGAGGGUAGGAUAUCGUGCUGCAAUAGAUCUUGGUCUAUUAAUACCGUUUUAA
Messenger RNA from Fusarium vanettenii 77-13-4, 1257 nucleotides. RefSeq lists its product as uncharacterized. The record is from RefSeq and is a predicted model, not a curated record. Lineage: Eukaryota; Fungi; Ascomycota; Sordariomycetes; Hypocreales; Nectriaceae. The transcript has 2 exons. The coding region runs from base 1 to 1257 and encodes 418 amino acids.